Molecule: messenger RNA, 4072 nt
Organism: Achroia grisella
Lineage: Eukaryota; Metazoa; Arthropoda; Insecta; Lepidoptera; Pyralidae
Exons: 2
Coding region: 261-2669 (802 amino acids)
Source: RefSeq, a predicted model, not a curated record
CAUAAAAUUAUAUUUUCUCUUUCCAGAAGUAUAUAUUUUCUAUUCUGUGUUUAUAAAAUAUAAAAAAAAUCUAAUUAAUGCAUUUCUGUAUCGGUACGGGUCUACUUAUUCGGAAACAUUAAAUGUUGUAUUUGUGUUAUGUUGUUCUUUUGCAAAAAUCUUGUGUGAAUUAAAACCUCUUCACUGUGACUUUCAUUUGAGAAUUGAGACCACAAUAUAUAUUUAAAUGAUGUUUGUGCAUGUGUAAUUGAAUAUUAAAAAUGGCUACAAUAUUGAUGCAAAGAGAUCUUGUAGUGGCUCUGAAAAGGGAGACUUGUUUGAAUGUGGGCAUAUUGAGCAAACUGCAGCCCAUGCCUACAGAUCUGUCGAGGCAAAUAUUCAAAGAAAAUGCGCUGGAGAAACCAACACAGAAUGUUUUCAAUAAUUUAACUUAUUAUUUAGUGUCCAUUGUUGAUACCAAAGUUCAUGCUGCAUUCUCUUGGCCUUUAUAUGAUUCAAAGACUGAAAGAACCUACAGAAAUCAACUGUCCAUCUUUAUAAACGAUUAUAGCAGUAAAGGCCUUCUUUCCCCAGUGAUGUCAUCUUAUUUGGUGAACCCUGGAUGUUUCAAAGUUACUAUGUUUAUAUUUCAAUUAUCUCAAUUAGCUGUGCAGCAUGUCUUGAUAUCAAAAAUGAAUAAAAACCGCCAAAUGCAGGCAUAUGAUGAAAUGACGGAAAAGUACAAGCAAGGGAAUGAAAAAUUCUUAGAAGAUAUUGAGGAAAAAACAGAGACCAUGUUGAGUAAGUUCUCAAAUUAUUUAUACAAAAGAAAGGCAAUGGAAAAUAUUGCUGGAAUGUUAAGGCAGAAAAUAACUGAAAUGGAAAAUAAACUUACAUCAUUGAACACUCAAAAAUUUAUUGAUGAAAUAGUAGACAAGUAUGUUGAAAAUAAUGUCAUAAAUGAGUAUUUAAAGACUGAAAUAUUAAAAAUUAAAAAUGUUCAUGCACAAUCUAAAUAUUUUGAUUUAUGGUUGGCUGAGGUUGAUGAAAUAAUGAAUAAAAUAGAAAUGGAAUGGAGUGAUAAAGUUUGUCCAUUACUGGAAUUAUCUGAACGGACUAGAGGUAAUACAGAGUCUUUAAUAGCUAGGCAUACCGGUGAAGCUGAUAAAAAUUCAUAUAUGAUUGAAUAUAACAGCCAGUGUGAGGACAUCAACACCACUGAGCUACAGGAUCAGGUGAACAGUCAACAGAAAUACAUACUCAAAAAUAUAGUAAAAAAUGAUAAAUUGAAUUUUCCUAACUUGAUUCGUGGUUUCCUGGUUUCAAUAUGUUUCAUGUUGAAAAAUAAUGAAAUGGGAGAUGAGAUUUAUAAGUUCAAUGAGUACUUGGAAGAGGGAAAUAGAAACUUCAGUGACAUUGUUUCUGCCAUGAAAAUGCUUUUAGAGAGAGUGAUGAAUGCUGAAGCUAGAUUACAGUACUCGCCGGUGCCCUUUACUCCAUUAUUUUCAAUUAAGGAUGUGUCUGAAAUACCACCACUACCUGACUUGUCUGAUCUAAAAGCAAAUAAAGAUGGCCAAAUAAUGUUUGAUACCCUAACACCAUUCAGUAUAUCUAAACAUCAAUUCAAUUUACAUCGGAAACACUUUAACUCUUUUGUUAAGCCUCAAAUGAAGUCUGCAUUGGCAGCACCAUUCCAUCAAAAUUCUAGGGAUGACUUCUUGAAAAGUUUAGUAUUGGGCCAGGUAAGUUCAUACAAUCAGAUAAACAGUAGCAGUUUCCAUAAUAUGUCUAUUGUGUCACAGAAUUACAAAGGUAAUGAAACAAUAGCAGAAUGUUCAUCUGGUUUUACUAAACAGCAAAUUGCAAGAUUACUAUCAACUAGAAAGUCUAGUAGUACUAAAAAACUCAAGGGCAGUUUACGGAGACCAGACAUUAAUGUCAAGAAAGGUGGCUUGUUUAAUGAAUCUAUAGUUUCUAAUGAAAGCAAUGAAUUGUAUCGUAGUUACUCAUCACCAAAUCUCUUUGAGAAUAGAGAGAAGAAUUAUUAUUCAAAACUUAGUAAACGUAAACUAUCUAUAAUGCAAGAAGAUAUUCCAUCGCUUUUGGAAGUAUCUGGUAUAGCUGUGUUAGAUACAGAAAACAGUUAUGGUACACCAGAGUACAAUAAAAAUGAUAAGGAAAUCAAUGUCGUGAGUAUACCUGUUGUAUCUAAAAUACCUGUGCCAGAGACAAGAAAAGACAAUAUUUUCAUUAAAGACAAGAUUAUACCAACAAUAUUGGUAGAAGCACAGAGAAAUAGUACUGAAAUGAAAGAGGAUUCAAAAUCUGAAACACCUAAAAUUAAUACACAACUAAUAAGUAAAACUAGUUCUUUAGAGAAGAUAAUAAACCGGUUUAAAAUAGUUCGAUCCAAUGUAAUAUCAGAUACAAACAAGGAUGAAGAAUUUAAAUCUAUAGUGGAGGAGAAAGAAAAUUUCAACUCUGUAAAUGUAGAUGUGUUUACAGCAAAUAGGAUUUUAUUGCCUGACCUCUUGAGUCCGAGUUGCAAUAUAUCAAAUGACUCUACAGAAUAUAUGGAUACACUAUGUUUUAAUAUUGAUGAAAAGGAAUGUAGAAAACCCCGAGAAAGUCUUGGUGCAGCACUGGGUGUGGAUGAGACAUUUUUAGAUCAGUUUGAUUUGAUAGACUAGCAUAUAUGUUCCAUCUAUUUUAUUUUUCAAAAUAGUUGAAAUGUCCUGGCAUUAUAACUUGUACUUUACCAUCACAAAAAGCUUUAAUUAAGUAUUUAUUGUAUAGAUGUUAAAUACUUAGAAUAGUAUGUAAAUUAAAUAAUAAUUCAUAAUUUACCACAGUAUUUGAUAGACUUAGGUAUGCUCAACAUGUAUACUAUAAUUUUGAAAUACAAGAUUAGAACCCCUGUCAAAAUUUUAGGGCAAUUACUGCAUAUAAAUAUAAUAACAUCAUAAGCGUCUUUAACAAUGAAAAUGGGUGUUUUAUAAUUAACUACAAUAUGUACAAUGUCAUACAAAUGACAAGUACAACAUAGCAUAUACAUACUUGUAUUGUGGCUAAACAAUAUGUAUCGGUCAUACAUUUCUAUAAGCGAAAAACUAGAGUAUGGUAUAAAAAUGUUGGAAUUGGAAUAUUGGAAUAUUAUAAACCUAUAUUCUUUGUUAUUAUUAUCAUCAUUUAGCUUUUGUUUUAAUAUUUGCACAAAUAUUACAUAAAUACACAUACAUGUCCAUGGGUGUCCAAAAACGCCAUUGUAUUAUAAAUAUUAUUAAAAAUGUUUGUAUUUAGUUCUACUUUAUUCGCUAUGUGUAAACUGCAGAUGUAAAUGUACUGGUCCGCGUAAGAGGCUAAUUAAAUUUGUGGAAGACAUCAUAGGCACUAUUAUGAUUCAUGUAAAGCUAUCUUCCUUUCUUCUUGCAUCAGUAGUUUGUAGUGAUUUUCUUUUGUAUAUUAUACCAUAAUCACCCAUUGUUAACCAGGUGUGCUUCAUAACAGGAUAUUGGUAAUCUAUUGCUGGCCUGUGGCUAGGUUUAAGGUUACAUUGAGAGCCAUCUCUUUUAUCUUCUUGUAUAUUUAUUCCCCUGGUCGAUUCAACAACUAGGAGAUGAAAAGUAGUGUUGACAUUAUAGAUACGUACUUGUACACCGUAAUGUGAACAAUGUUAUAGUUCAGUUUUAGGCAUAUAUAAUUUUUUUUAUUAAUUUUCUAAUGAAUUUUUAUUGUAAUAUUUUUGUACAAAACACAACCCCAAAACCAGGGGCCAUAUUAGAAUAGAGGUGCUGUACAAUCGGUCUGCGGACACACUGAUUUGAAACUGGCCCAGAUUUCUUUUCACGUGGGGACAAUGUUUCUUAUACUAUUUACCACUAACGCCUAUAAGACGAUCUACGAAGCGAUUCAGGGCACUUUUUACCACUACUCAGAUAUUACCACUGAUUUGAGGGUCCUAUAUAGAUAGUUUAAAUAGAAUCUCAAAAUACACAGUAAUUAUUUUUAUUCUUUAGUCUACUAAUAUCGUUAGACUGAUUUCAGUUAUGAGUAAUACUUGUUAAGUUGCUGUAUAAUUAUGUUUUAUUUCCUA